CAGAUCUAUCGCCACCAUGAAGUUGAACCUCACCACCAUAACCAUGACAUGGAGCACAAGAAAGCAGGAUCUCUCCUCGGGCGUGUUCACUGCACCAUUAUGGCCCUCGGCCUAUGGGACUCGGGUCGCGCUGUCGUGUUCGUUCUUGGUUGUGGAAUUGGUGUUUUGCUUCGCAUGUUCUGGGUAAUGUCUGUCCUCGUGUAUUGCACUGUCAGAGGUGAGCGAUCGGAGAAGAUCAGCCAUGGGUACAUCAUGUUCGAACAUGAUGCAGAGACCCACUUCGUGCCUCCUCCUGAAUACACUGACGAGAA
Molecule: messenger RNA, 311 nt
Organism: Suillus fuscotomentosus
Lineage: Eukaryota; Fungi; Basidiomycota; Agaricomycetes; Boletales; Suillaceae
Exons: 2
Source: RefSeq, a predicted model, not a curated record